Orussus abietinus is the source of this 488-nucleotide messenger RNA. RefSeq names its product ubiquitin-related modifier 1 (gene Urm1). The coding region runs from base 110 to 421 and encodes 103 amino acids. Gene Ontology annotation, biological process: tRNA thio-modification; protein urmylation. Gene Ontology annotation, molecular function: protein tag activity. The record is from RefSeq and is a predicted model, not a curated record. Gene Ontology annotation, cellular component: nucleus; cytoplasm. The transcript has 5 exons. Lineage: Eukaryota; Metazoa; Arthropoda; Insecta; Hymenoptera; Orussidae.
UCGGUAAAGUGGCGGGAACUUCGUUUCAAGGUUAAUAAAUCAAAUUAACGAUCGUCGUCCUUUCUGCAGCGUUUAAUAACUUCGUAAUAAAUAGUCGUUAACAACAGACAUGUCGGCCGGCGGUUCUGCGUUGCAUGUAACGUUGGAAUUCAGAGGUGGUGCCGAACUUCUGGUCGAUAAAAAGAAAGUUUACGAGGUCGAUUUGCCUAGCACUCAGAAAUGGACAUUGCGGAAACUGAUAUUCUGGAUUAAGGACAAUCUUCUGAAGGAGAGGCCGGAGCUCUUUAUUCAAGGUGACACGGUACGUCCAGGCAUUUUGGUGUUGGUAAACGAUGCAGAUUGGGACUUGUUGGGCCAGGGGGAGUACGAGUUGCGCCCGAACGACACGGUGCUCUUCAUCUCGACUCUGCAUGGAGGUUAGGAACGCCGUGCACGUCCAGGUCGACUUUGAGGUUAGCCGGUCCGCAAGGCGUCGCCCUCCACUGCCG